AUGAACGGCUUGGAACAUGCACUACAUUUAUUGGCAGGUUUGUUUAUUUUUGGAACAUUUUUUCAUGGUUGAGUUACUUCUUUAUUGUUCGAGAUUUGAACAAUUUUUGGUUAAUUUUUUGGGUUAAAAAAUUGACUUUGAGAAAAAGAAAAUGAGCUCUGUUGAAUUUUCUGAAGUUUUGUUCUUAGGUUACUGUAAUUUCAAUAUGUAGUGAAUUUUAGAAUAAACUUUUCUAUAUUUUUUGAAUCUAGGUUACUGUACUCAUAAGGUAGAAAUUCAAUAUUUUCCAAAUUUUAAAUAGUUUCAAAUGGAUUCUUCAAAAUAUGGUAUUAAGGUGAAACGUGAUUAUAUUUUUGUGGUUCAGAAUCUUUUUUGAAAAGCCCUCAUUCCGAUUUUCUAGGAAUUCAUGUAAAUUAAUACAUCUGUCAAAGUCGAAAACUUUCCAGAUGUAUUUUACAUUUUUCUCGGAACAAACAAAAAUGUUGCAUUUUGUUGGUUUCGAUUUUUUUUCAAAUCAUUCCAUCUUUUUCUCAUCAUCUUCUUUCUUCUUCUUCAAUUUUUCCUAUACAAAUUUUGUUUAAUUAUUUCAUCUCUUUUUUGUUGCUCUCUCUGUUUUUUUGCCAACAAACGAAACGCAACGCAAAUUUCGAAUAUCUCAGUCAAAAAAUAUUUAUUUUCAAGGAUGACAGCUGUUUUUGCUUGAUGUUUAAAUAAUAAGAUUUUAUUGAACAAGUUUUGUUUUUUUUCUUUUUCCUGGUUGGUUAUGUAAUUUUCUAUCAAUCAUGUGAUUUUCGAAGAAGAAAAAAUAUCUGAAGAGCAGAAAAAUUGGGUUAAAAUUCAUGUCACAUUUUGUACACAUCAACAACAACUUCAUCAGAAUCACUUCAUAUGGAAAAUUAAAUUCAAAAGAAGAAAUAGCAAAAUCUUUGAUUUUUCAGAAGCCAACGGCUCAAUUGCUCCAGAACGUAUAAGUCCAUCACAAUCCGGUUCAAGUAAACGGAAAAGUCGACCAGUUAAACGAAUAAUUCAUGAAGAAGAGGUUAGUUUUUUUUCAAAGGGAGAAAAAGAGGAACACCAAAAAUGUUGCAAAAUUUUUGAAAUAAAUUAUUCAUGAAGAAAUAUGUACAGUAAGAUUCUUAGAAAAAAAAACAAACAUCUAGCUUUCAAUCCAUUCCAAAAUGGAACAAAUAAUUGAAUUGGGAAAUGUCCACAUUCACCCAAGACAUACACCCACGAAAAAAGCCAACAAAAAACGACGUUGCGUUGCAAAAAAGUAAAAAAAAAAAGAUGGGCUCAGAUUCAGAUUAUGUGGACAACAAGAACAAAAGGGAAAGCAAAAAAAAGAACAUUUCUUUUUUUGCCUCCUUUUUUGUCUAUUUGUGUGUAUGUCUCUUUUUCGCCCUUUUUUUAUUUUUGUUUUAUGUUUUUUGAAUAUGUCAAGUUAGCGGAAAAAAGUUGUGAGCCAAAUCUUUUUUUCUGGCGUUUUUUGGUUGAGCCUUUUUGCAACUUUUUUUAUUCGCUGAGGAUUUGAAAUUGAGCAUUUUCAAAUGUUUCCAACUUUUGUCUAUAGGUUUUUAGAAAAAUAUGGUAGAUCUUGAAUGAAAAUUUUGAAGGACUAGGAUUUUGACAUUGAGAAUUUCCUAAUUUACGGUUAAUCCCAAAUUCUUCAUUACUUCUCAUACAGUACUUCUUAUUUUUUAAAUUCUCUGGACCCGAGCCAUGGAAAUUCAAAUUUUUUUUUCCGAUUUUGAAAAUCAUUGUCUCCUAGCACCACAGUAAUCCUCUGAGUUCUAUGAUUUCAAAACCAAUCCCCCAAUUUUGAAAGGAUGUUGUGAAAACUACAGUAAUCCUUAUACAUUUUUCUGAAAAAUCAAGUCUCAAAUUUCUGAAGUCUAGCAAAUACAGCAAUCCUUUUCAUUCUGAUUCAUCUUUGGAAAACACUGUUUUUUUAACCAUUUCAGUAUGAACAUUUCCUUUCGCUACAGUAAUCCUGCUCAUUCUAAACCCUCCUACAUCAUUCAAUUCCUCCCUCUUUUAUGCCAAAUAUAUUUAGAAAAACAACUAAUUGUAAUUAUUAAUAUAUUUAAAAAAGUAGCGUGAUGAUGAUGAUGAGGGCCACGAAUGACUGGAGCAAAAAAAAAAGAAAAAAACGAGUAGAAGAGGAGUAAUUGAAUAAGUAAUGAGCAACGACGUCUUCGAGCCAUAUACACACAAAAAGGAAGAAGGAAAAGAUCUCUUCGUAUUCUGAAAGAGUCUCACAGACAACUAUUGCGUGUGUUAUUUGGAGACUUUUGGUCAUAGAUAAUUUUUUUUAAUUCAAAAAUCCUCUUCCUUCCUUUUUUCAUUUCUUCUUCAUUUUCCACCCUCUCCACCGAAAUUUGAGAACAUGGGUUACUGUAAUAAAGUAACUUUAUUUUAAACCUUGUUAAUCUGUUUCUCAUUGUUUCUCUCUUUUUGGAACAAAUUCUUUUUUACUUGCUUUGAAACGAGAACGAGAAAAGUGUCUUGAUGUGAGCCAUCUUUUUUUUGCAACAUCACUUUACUUUUUCUUCCCCCCCCCCCCCCAAAAAAGUUGCUUUUCGAAAUUUUCACUUACCUGCCUGCUUCCCUUUGAAAAAUAAAUAGUUAUUUAUAUAUUUUUCCGAAAAAAAAUUCAAAUGUCAUAAUAAUUGUGUAUGCAACUUGUUGACCUCGAUUUUCGAUUUAUGUACAUUUUUCAAUUCAUGUUUUUUUUUCCGAAUUUUUGGCGGUCAAUAUAAAUAAUCUUAAUUUGAAAUGUGUAUUUCUUGACAUAAAAUUUAUGGAGAAAAAACUUUUUCGGGCACCGCUUUGUUGAUUUAGUAAUCAUCGAAAGAGCAAAUUGAGCAAACGCAAGUUUUGUAAAUGAAAUAAAUAUAAAUUAAAUAUUUCAAUUUUUUGAGAAAAUAUUAUUGGGGGACUGUUAUUUUCUUACCGUACUUUCAUAUUUUCCAAAAAUAAUGUUCCUUCUCCUAGGUCCCCGACCUUUUCUAUAUAAAAAAAAACAAUUCAAACAAUCCAUGUUUUCUUGCAGGAUUUUGACACUGGAGAUUUGGAAUGCGCUGCCAUGCCUUUAGACUCGGCCGAACCAUUGUUGGCUUCAAUUCAACAACAAAUAAGCAGCUAUGCGAGUGAAGGAAGUCAUCGGUUAGUUUUCUUGUUCUUCUAUUGUUUUUUGAAUUUCUCUGAACUAGCCGACAUCUACAGAAAUCAUUGAAUUCUUAGAAAUCAAUCCCUACUCACAACCAAAACAAUUUCAGAAUGUUAUUUUAUUUUAGUUCAAUUUCAAAAAAAAAGAAACUUUUAUUCAUUUUCGGUGUUAAUUAAAUAGUCAUUCAAAUUAAAUGCGCGAAAAGAAAAGGGGUACGAAAAAAAGUAUACUUAAUAUUAUGCAACAAAUAUUAGAAUAAAAAAGUAGUGUCGAGAAUAAAAAGUUGUGUCACUUUUUUUGCUGAUAUUCCUAGUUUUCACAAGUAGUUUUUUGUUGUUGUUAUUGUUGUUGUUUUAUUUCGAAAAUGAGAUUGAUUCAAAUUUUAUUCAAAAUGGAAUAUUAUUGUUGCUUGAGGGCCUGUUUAAGAACGAAAAUAAGCAAAAUACUGAAAAUAAUAAUAAUAAUAAGUGAAAACAACACGAAAGGGUUCCUUAUUCAUCUUUUCAUUUCUUCCGUCAGCCCUCCAUUUUUUUUUCAUCCGUUUUUUUUUCAUUUUCUUAUGUCUGUCUCAAUGUACAUUGUACUGCGCCCAAAAAUUACUAAUGACCAAUAAAUUAGACGGACCACAUGCUCCAUUUCAAUGUUGCUCUUUUCUUUUUUUUCGAGUUUUGUCCCGUAUUUACAUAUGAGCACGGGUGGCGAACAUAUUUUUCUUUUUUCGUUUUUUUUUUGAGAUUGGUAGAGAGUUUUUUUUUCAUUCGGAACUUGAGUCAAAGGUACAGAAUAUUUUAGCAAAUAGUUUUUUAUGGAAAUCUGUCAAAACUACAGUAAUCUAAAAUUUUCGUUUGAAUUCCCAGGUUUCCCAGAUGAGCUUAUUGUGAAAACUUUUAUCGAAAAUUCCAAAAAUAGAAUUUGAUUAUUGCCUGAAAUCCUUCUAGUCUCCUAAGAAAAAUUAAAACUUACAUUUUUCCUUCUAGAAUCUUUACAAUAAUUUUAAUUAUUUCAAAAGUCAACUUGUCUUUUUGAUUUUUAUAAAACCCGAUCUAUUUUGCAAGCUAACUAAAUCAAAUCCAAAAUUCCAACGAACAAAAAAAAACACUUGAAAAAAGUGCGAAAUCUAUCACCCGUAACAAGUAAUAAUCCGAAACAAUAUAACAACUAGUUUUUAUUCAAUAUUUAUGAAAAUAAUAAUAAUAAUAUAUCCAUUUUUCAAUAUUUUCCGAUCGAGCGAGAAACAGUAACCAAAUAAAGUCUGUGUUCGUUUUUGGGUUUCAUUUUGUUAUUUUUUUUCUGCUCUUGUCAGGUAAUCGGAUAAAUGCAAUUAUUCAGGGUUUAUGCAUGCCAUAUAGAACCAACAUUUGUUUAAAAUAAUAAUUUGUUAUUAUUUUUUUCAAUGAUUAUUAUUUAUUUUUAUUAUGGAUAGUCAGUCAGUCAGUCAAUUUGUGUGUGUGUGGGGUGGUAGUGUCGGGAAAUAUAAAAUAUAUAAAGAACUCGUUUUUUUUUUCAUUCUCCUUUUCCGCUUUUUUCCCUUCUUCUUCCGCUGAGCAUUAAAAAGUGUCAAGAAGGCAGAAUAGAUGAAUAGAAUAUUGAGGUGAAAUGCGAAAUUCAUAGAAAGUUGCAUAUAUGCUACAACAAUAAGGUCUUGCCUUUUAUGUGCACAAACAUUAUUUUAUGCUGACUUUUUGCCUCUUUUUUGGGUUGGUAGAAGAUGGCGCAGCAAAAUGUUUGUUGGUUGAUCGAAGGCAUACUGUAGUUUUGCACUUUACAAUCAAACGGAACGAUUUUGUUGGAAAACAAACAUCAUUAGUGAGAAAUUUUUCACUGAUAUCUAACUGUACUGUUGUUUAAUUGGAUUCUGAACACACUUUCGUGUUUGAAGUAUACUGUAGAUUCAUAUUUUCUAUCAUCCCCUCUGAAUAUACUGAUGUUCUCAACAUCAAGGUUCCAAAAUUCAGUCUAAACAAAUAAUUUCAAACAUAGAAAGUGUUACUUGAUUUUUGCAAGUUUCUAAUUUCUAUUUUUAAAUUAGUUUAUUUUUUGAAUAUAACCACCGCACAGUUUCCACGAACUUUCAAUCAAUUUUAGUCCUGCACCUCACACAACGUUUUUUGUAAACAAAUAUCAUUAGUGGAAUUUUUUGGAAAACUAUAUUUUAUGUGAUUCUUUUCUAAUGAUUGGUUUUUGAACUCAAAGUAGCAUGGCACUUUAAAAUUUAUCUGAAAUGUCAAAUCAUUAGCGAACGACUUUUCUCGAAUACUGUACGUCUCUAAAAAUUUAUAUGUUCAUGAAAACUUCAAAAUCAAACAUUUUUCACUUUGGACGUUUUCAAAACAUUGUUGAGCUCUGAAUAUUAGGCCUGUAGUUAUUCUAAAAUUUGAGUAAAGUUUCAAAUUAGUGAAACUUCUUGUGUCUAUAUUCCAAUUCUCUUUGCUUCAAAAAUAUCAAAACAUUUUUCAAUUUUUGAGUUUCUGAUUCAAAAAACCACCCGUGUUUGAAUAUACACAUGAUGAGAAACAUCAAUUAUAAUAAAAAUAAUUCAAAUUCCUAGACAUUCCGCCAAAAAAACAGUCAUCUUUGUCAUACUCGUCAUCUUGUGAACUCAAACAACUUCUCUUUUAUGUUCUUUUUGUUUCCUCUUCAUUCAAAAGAUACCGUAAUCUAUCUUACUCAUUGUUGCCAAAUACAUAAAAUAUCUCACUUUUGUGAGAUUCUAUUCACUCGUGUUUGCCCUUUGUUUCUUACCAAAAAUUCUAUAAAAAGAAACUUGGAGUAUUUCUAGAUAAUGUGAAUCUUUUUUUGAAAUUUUUGUAUGUAUGUAUUCAAGUCGAUACGUUAGAAACAUACAAAUAAAAGACACACUAUUCAUUUCCGCCCGAAAAACCCUUGUCCAAUUUUCUAUACUCUCACAAAAAAAUGGCCGAAUAUAAUUUUAAUGCAUCAAUUUUAAUGCACUGGUCGAAAAUGGAACAUGCGCGCAAAAAAAAACUUGAGUAACUCCAUUUUUUGGGUGUUGUUUGUGUUGUUUAUGGGUUUUACAUACAUAUAUCUGAAGAAAAUUCUUCGUUUCAAUUUCUGGAAACUAUCGUAUACCACAAACAAUAUUCCUUCUUGUUCUCAAAAGAAAAUUAAUAAUAACAAAGUUCCGCUAUGAUAAUAUAAUUAAAUUUGUUUCUUCUGUUUUAUUACGCUUACAUAUUUUAUUGUUUCAAUUUUUCCACAGCAGCAAACAUUCUAUAUAUUUUCUAGUUUCUGUAACACGGAUAUUCAACAUUUCAGUUUCAUGCUUGAUUUUCAAUUUUCAAGUUUCAAUUUUAAGUCAACCAAACUUCCGGUUUUGUCCGAAAAAAAGUGUUGCAUUAAUCAAAAAAAAAAGAAAAUAGUUAGUUCCUUUCUAUAAAAAUAGUAAGCUCGAGUUUGGUGGAUGAAAAAAAGAAGGCACAAAGACAAUAAAACAAAUUUUAAUUAAAUUAGGAACACACAUACACACAUGAUUUUAAUAUUAUUAGUGUUAUUUUUUUAUUCUACUGCUUCUGCUUCUCCGGUUUUUUUCCCUUCUUUUAUUUCAUUUCAUAUGGUUCUCUGUCUAGAAAAGUUUUGCUGAUAUAGAUGUUACCUUGAGAGUUAGGACCCUCUAUAUUCCUCUCAUCUUAUUGCAAUAUCACCUCUCCAAUAUCAUUUCAAAUUCUUUCCAGGGAGGAAGACGAAGGUGCAUCAUCUGAAGUAUUAUCAACGGGAAGUGUCGACGAAUCGAUGGAGCAAAACACACUUGCGGGUAAUGAAUUAUUGAGAAGAGUUGCCGAAGUUUUAUCAUCGGGUCAAUUAAACGGAAAUGGUUCUAUAGCUAAUUCAUUUCUUCAACAACAAAUAGUUGCGAGUAAAGGUUAGUCUGAUUACUGUAGUCGUUUUCCGAAAAGUCACACAUUUUUUAUUCAUUCAUCCAUCAUCUGAAUAUUCAUCUUCUUUUUCUUAUAAAUCAAACCAAUAUUUGAAUCUUUUAAUUACAGUACUUCUUAUGUAAACAUAGAGUAACUUCCAGAUUUGUCAUUUGACACAUCAAUUCUGACUAAUAAUGUGAUGCCGACUGCACAAAUGUCACCAUUAUUCACCGGAACCCAACAAGAUAUGUAUCCAUCACCGGAACGAAUAUUACAAGCAAUGUUAACACCAAGUCUUGGUUUUGCAUUGGGCAACAAUUCGUUGGAUUUUGCAAACGCUCAAACCAACGGGCUAUUACAAACACCAUUGAUUUCGCCAAGUUCGAGUUUAUUACAAUCCUUGAUGACAGCGCAAAAUGCGACAAAUCCACUUCCAAAGAAACCCGAAAAUCGUCCACCAGUUGUGUCGCAAACUUUGAAAGCAACUAAAAGACGAUUAUUCACCGAUGAUGAACGAGCAAGAGCUGAGGCUGCUAAUCUCAAUAAUGAGGAACGAAUUGAUAUGAGUGAUUUGGAAGCGUUUGCACAAACUUUCAAAAAACAACGUAUAAAGUUUGGUAAGUCCAGGAUUUUUGAAAUAAAAUCAAUAAAAACAAUUUCAAAAAAAUUCCAGGAUUCACUCAAGGUGAUGUUGGUGUCGCACUUGGUAAAAGAUAUGGCACUGAUUUCUCGCAAACCACUAUUUCACGUUUCGAAGCUCUUAACUUGAGCUUCAAGAAUAUGUGCAAACUUCGUCCAUUGUUGAAAGAAUGGUUGGCUGAUGUUGAAGCAGCUAUUGAAGGCGGUGCUACCAUCACAGAUCUCAUUGAGAGAAGAAGUUCUUCAGCUCUGCAACCGCCAACUGUUCAUGAUAUUCAUGUGGUAAGUUUUUCAGGGAGCUAUUUAUGAAACUCUAUGAAUAAUAAAUUUCAGUUCCAAGCAACAUCGGAAGCUUCAAACUCACCAGUCCCAGUCAUUCAAAACUUGUUGGUGAAUCGUGAUCAACAUGUAAAACGACGAAGGAAACGAACAAACUUGGACCUUAACCAGGUAUUUUGAAUCCUUAAAAUUUCCAAACUCCUAACCUAAAUCCCCUUUUUUCUAGAGAGCCUCUCUGGAUGCUUACUUCAAUAUGAAUCCACGUCCUGAUCAUGAUCGAAUGACUGAAAUCGCAAACGCUUUGGAACUUGAUCGAGAUGUUGUUCGAGUAUGGUUUUGUAACCGGCGGCAAAAAAUGCGACGUGUUGAUGAGCCGGUUGAGGGCGAAGUCGCCACACCAAGUGUUAGCCCAAUUUUUGCAAAUGUAAGUUUAAAAAAAAGAAGUUAUGGUUCUUGAUUUAAAAAAAUCAAAUAUUUUUCAGUUGACUACACUUGAACAAUUCCAAGAGGUUGCGAAAUUGGCACAAGCUCAACAUAACAUUGAUGAUAGUGAGUUCAAAGUCUUCCAGAAAUCUUCCAAUUUUAUUAUUUUCAGGCGAUGAAACAUCUGGAAGUCCUGAUGCUCAAUCAGUAAACCUCGACAUUAAACUUGAGCCCCAAUUUUCACAAUUCACAUAA
Molecule: messenger RNA, 8640 nt
Organism: Caenorhabditis angaria
Lineage: Eukaryota; Metazoa; Nematoda; Chromadorea; Rhabditida; Rhabditidae
Source: the annotation of a GenBank genome assembly